Apiotrichum porosum is the source of this 2259-nucleotide messenger RNA. RefSeq lists its product as uncharacterized. Lineage: Eukaryota; Fungi; Basidiomycota; Tremellomycetes; Trichosporonales; Trichosporonaceae. The record is from RefSeq and is a predicted model, not a curated record. Bases 1 to 2259 code for a protein of 752 amino acids. The transcript is spliced from 3 exons. Gene Ontology annotation, cellular component: plasma membrane. Gene Ontology annotation, biological process: actin cortical patch localization.
AUGUCCGCACCCACCACUGCGGCGGCCGACGCGGCAAAGCAGCACGAACGCGACUUUGAGAGCGAGAUUGGCGACGUCGACGAGCUCGAGGUCAAGGAGGAGGCUGUCCACUUUUGUCUGCUCGCCGAGUUUGACAUUGACGCGGGCGCGACCCUCGCACACCAGUAUCCCUACCCGACUGGUACUGAUGAACACAAGCUUGCAGAGCUCAUGUUGCCUGACGGAGCGCACCUGCGCGGCGAAGACUGGACUAUUUUCUACCUUGGACAGACGGCGUCGAGCUCAGUCUCGCCCAUGCUUCAACACGAGUCCAACACGGUCGACAAGGCGCGUCUGAUCUCCAACCGGGCGUCCAUGUUCCCUCCCAACGAGCGUCCUCGGCGUGGAGCUCCCGGGGGCGGUCUGCUUUACGUCCUCAACUGUGUACGCAUGAAGGAAGACAAGAGCAUGCGUCGUGGUGCAAUGGUCAAGGCCAUGGCCAUCGCGACUCCCAACCCAUACAUUGGCAUCUACAAGCCGCUUCUUUUGCUCGCGUUGGAAGAGUACUUUAACAACCCGUCACAUGAGAUUCUGGCGCGUCUUUACGACUCGGCCAACGCAAUCUCUACAGCCGGUAUGCCUGUUCUCACGCGCGAGGAGCGUAUCCUUCUCCGCCAGUCGGACCGCAAGGACCUCCUCGAGUACCGUUACCGCACCCAGGACGGCGACGACGCCAGCCAAGCCCACGAGUCGAGCAUCGGCCACGAAAGCCGCGACCGCACUGCCAGUGUCAGCAGCGGUCGCCCAACAAUGGCCCGCAAGGACUCGUCUUCGAGCUCGCAGAUCCAGCUGCCGCCCCCUCGUCGCGGUGUUCCUCGCGACACGCACUUUUUCGAAACGGAGGCCAAGUUCCGCAAGAUUACGGUGCCCAUCCGCAUCCCCAUGACCGUGUUCGAGGAGGAUGUUGGCGACUAUAGCAUCAUCGAGCUUGUCCAGACCUUUUCACAAAACGUCCAGCCAUUCACGGGCCCGUUCCACCCUUACCUGCAUACCAACGGCGCGUACACCCACCCAGUCAUUCUCAUUUUCAACGCCAUCCUCGCCCACAAGCGUGUCAUGUUCCUUGGCCACGGAUUGCCGGCAAACUCGGUGGCUAGGAUGGUCCUUGCCGCAUGUGCCAUGACGUCGGGCUGUGGCCAGGUCCUCCGUGGCCACACCGAAAGUGCGUUCCCGUACGCCAACCUGGCGUCUCUGGACGUGCUCGAAGAGUUUUCCGGAUUUGUCGCGGGCGUCUGCAACCCUCGUUUCGAAGAGCUCCCUACCACCUGGGACGUUCUCUGCAACCUCGAGACGGGUAAAGUCACUGUCUCCAAGGAGCUCAAAUCGGGCACUGCCAGCCGCGGAGACAGCGGCAGCGAAUCGAGCGUCCCCAUCGCCCGUGGCGACGAGGACCCGUUGGCGUCUGGCAAGGCUCAGGCUGUCCGCGGCACCGACUGUAUCGACAACAUGUUCAUCGAGGAGAUUCUCUCGGCCUCGACUCAGCACUAUGGCGAGUCGCACAUUCGCGUUCGCUGGACCGAUUACAUUUCGCGUUUCGUCCGUCUCGCCGCAUACCAAGAGUUUAUGCACUUGGGGUCGACAAAGAUCGGGUACCCGUACACAAUGUUCCGCGAUGGCCACCUCGGUUCUGGUGUCGUGUUCAUCGACGACUCGCUCCGCCAGCGUGAAAUGUGGGGCAACGUUCACCGUAUCGACGCGUGGCGCAAGACCAAGAGCUACAGGCUAGUGCAGAAGGACUGGGAGCGCGAGCAAAAGCACGCCCCCAUCCGCGGCUUUGAUGCACUCCACAACAUCAAGCGCCUGCGUAUGACUCGCACCAUGUCCACCAAGGAGGCUGAGCUGCUGUUCGCCACCUUGGUCCGCCAGGUGCAGACGUACGACCAGGUCGUCGAGCUCCUCGCCUACCUCCCCAUUCACUUUGGCGGCCUGAUCCCCAUUGCCAACGGCCUCUUCCACCCCCUCCCCAAGGUCCGCAACGACGCCCUGGACCUCAUGUGCACCAUCAUGUCGUACUCUGUCGGCCGCCACGCGCUGCAGGGCCUCAACUAUCUGCACCGCAAGACGUUUAUCGAGCUGCUCGAGCGUCGCGAGGCUGGGCGGGCCCUUUCCAAGCGUCUGAACGAUUCAGAGGUGCGCGCGGGCCUUGGUGCUGACGAGACGGAGACGCCCGCGACGGUUAAAGGUGGGGAGCUGGCUGCGCAGCAGGCUCUCAAGGCGUAG